Molecule: messenger RNA, 720 nt
Organism: Fusarium proliferatum ET1
Lineage: Eukaryota; Fungi; Ascomycota; Sordariomycetes; Hypocreales; Nectriaceae
Exons: 1
Coding region: 1-720 (239 amino acids)
Source: RefSeq, a predicted model, not a curated record
AUGUCUGGAACCGAUAGGGUUCCGUCUCCCCCGGAGCCUGCGACAGAGUCGUCUCUACAAGGCCCGGAUCUGGAGCUUUCCCAUAAUCAAACUCCAGACCAAGAGAACGAAGCUAUUGAGAGCACGAUGCCUCCUUUCGAACCAUUGUUCACUCUCCUAACCAACUCAACUACAAAUACUACUGUGCAUCCUCGCGUCCACUACGUCUUCUCCGAUGACGACCCUUCGAUCCUCGCUGCCGGUGCUCAAGACCCGUCGCACCGACCUCUUGUCGUAGAUCUCGCGCCAGCUCCCGAAGGCGAGUCCAACCGAUGGGCUGUGUCCUGGGCCGCCAGUCUAACGCCCGAUUUCGCCGUGACAAACUCGAGCGUAGCUGUCCAGCAGAGUGAGGGUGAAGAGAACGGAGGUGCUGGUGCUCUAAUGCUCCGUGUUGAAGGCAUCGAGCGCGAGCCCGUUGAAAUGCGGCCCGAGUCCCUGCCUAGCUCUGGCAGUGGCGCCAUAGGAGGUGAGGACGUCGAUGUCUUGGCCGAAGAGUUCCGCAGACGGAUGGGAGUGUUGAAGAAGGUGGUUGAUGAGGCUGAAAAGAGGCGUCUGGUGAUAGGACAGGAUGAAGACAUUCCCGAUGCUGAAGAAGACGAUGGUGCACCCGAUGAAGCGGUGGUAGACUAUGAUGAGGACAAGGGGAAGGGGAAGGGGAAGGUGAAAGCAGAGAAUGAUUGA